This is a messenger RNA of Opisthorchis viverrini, 1548 nucleotides long. RefSeq lists its product as hypothetical. Lineage: Eukaryota; Metazoa; Platyhelminthes; Trematoda; Opisthorchiida; Opisthorchiidae. The transcript is spliced from 4 exons. Gene Ontology annotation, molecular function: nuclear receptor activity; RNA polymerase II cis-regulatory region sequence-specific DNA binding. Gene Ontology annotation, biological process: retinoic acid receptor signaling pathway; cell differentiation; negative regulation of transcription by RNA polymerase II. The annotation marks the transcript as partial. The record is from RefSeq and is a predicted model, not a curated record.
GUCCUUGAUGAAGACAAACGUCUGGCCAAGCGUCGCUUGAUUGAAGCUAAUCGCGCGAAAAAACGUGCCGAAUCGGAAGGCAUUACACAUACAUCCAAUCAAUCUGCCCUGCCUGUUCCGCUUGCGCCAAAUCCACCUUGUCUGCAAAGGCAUAUAACCUCAGCGUCACUACCAGUUGGUCAUUCAGCUCCAAUCGCACUGGUAACUGCCGCUCACCAACCAUUACCGUCCGCUCAGUCUGGUGUUCUCAACUUGGCCAGUCUGCCACCACAACUUUCACCCAUGACUUCUCUGGUGGCACCCCAAGCCAAUGGUUCGACCAUGUUCUGGCGAUCCUUUGUACCUUCAAGAUCAUCUGGACUCCCUUAUUUGACCACCACUUCGAAUGUGAUAAACACCCAAGGACUUUCUUACCCACCUGUUUUGCAGCCAUCUGCGCCAUCCUUCUACAAUCCAGAAUCUCCAUGUGACCCCAUGGGGAAUACCCUGACGAUCCCGGUACCAACAACAUCGGAAGUCAAACGUGCAUGUUUGGACCCAGUCUCAAACUUGGCUUGUUCAGACGGCGACAACAGCGCCUCUCCUCCCGGUCAGAAAUCGAGUUGUAUUCCGAUUGCGCUCAAGACGCAUCAAAAUCCUUCCGUCUCCUCGGGCCCGAACGACUGUCCGUGGACGCCGGAAGAUCAACAAAUGGUUGACUCGAUUCGCAAGGCUUAUCGAGCAAUGCUGAUGCCAUCAGAAAAAACCCAAACUGAUGCAGAUGAUGUCUCGGAAAAGCCGUUCCCCGAAGGAGCUGGUUCUGAACUUUGUCGUCUGAUAGAGCCAAUCAUUGCUCGUCUGGUCACAUUUGCCAAAUUGAUUCCUGGCUUCGGUUUGUUGGGUGCCGAUGAUCAAACUAGACUUUUGAGGGGCUGCUGUCUGGAUGUGAUCACGUUGCGUGCUGCCUAUCUUCUCAGUCGGAUUGCCCGCACCAACGGACUGUUGGAUCAAUAUGCAGAAACAACAUCUUCCACGCAUUCAUCGUCUAAUUUGAUUCCAAACACUGUCUAUCCCCAGUUGGGUGUAUCGGACGCCAAAUGUGCUCAAAUGAUUCGCGCAGUUGCUUUCAAGCUGGCCCGAUUGGGUAUUGACCAGACAGAGGUUGCUCUUAUGGCGGCCAUACUUCUUAUGUCUCCAGAUCGAUGCGGACUUGUCGAUAGCAACACUGUGGAACAUACGCAAGAUAUCCUUCUUGAAACUUUCAAUCGCUACGUGAAUUGGAGCCGCAAGUUGGCCACUCGAAGUCCAGCUACGCGUACCACGGCAACUUCGCUCCAAUAUUGGCCUCGCAUCUUCAUGGCACUUACAGAGCUUCGUUCCAUCACUCUGUGUAACCAAGGUUUGUUCGUUGAGAAAUCAUUCACUGCCAAUAUCGACGAGUUACCCUGGUACUUUCAUGACUUGUUCCGUGGGUGCCAGUCGGAAAGAGAAGUUGAGGAAAUCAGGUCCAGUGACGCGAUCGAACUAUCCUCGUCCGUCGGUCACCACAGCCCUCAUCAACUAGCGCCG